Stylonychia lemnae is the source of this 237-nucleotide messenger RNA. The record is from the annotation of a GenBank genome assembly. Lineage: Eukaryota; Ciliophora; Spirotrichea; Sporadotrichida; Oxytrichidae.
AUGGUACAAGGUUUAAAGAACAAAAAGGGGUCAGGAAAGCCAGGACAUACUUAGAGAAAAGCUCGUCCAACUUAAUAGCAUGGUAACACUUUCAAAAAGAAGAACAAUAUCAAGAUCACUCAGGAAAUCAAUAAAAAUAUUGAGGAGCUGAUUAGAGAAAGAGCAAGACAAGGACAGAUGAACCUUAAGAUUCUCAAAGACAAUAGGGAAUAUAAGACAAAACCCAUUAAGAAAUGA